Pecten maximus is the source of this 5533-nucleotide messenger RNA. RefSeq lists its product as uncharacterized. NCBI's taxonomy places the organism in Eukaryota, Metazoa, Mollusca, Bivalvia, Pectinida, Pectinidae. The record is from RefSeq and is a predicted model, not a curated record. Gene Ontology annotation, biological process: sphingolipid metabolic process. The transcript is spliced from 38 exons. Gene Ontology annotation, cellular component: lysosome. The coding region runs from base 86 to 4735 and encodes 1549 amino acids.
CAAAGUGUGCUCGUUUUCUUGUAGUGAUGGUCCUUUUAUUGUGAACUUUUCUGCUUGGAUGUGAUUUAUGGACUAAUAAUUCAAAAUGAUUCGGAAUUUAAGUUUUAUUGUGAUUUUAGUGAUUGGUUUUGUACACAGUGCUCCGUCGCUGCUGCCAGUGAGUGAAGUUGAGGGAGAUGACUUAUUGUGUAACAUUUGUCAUUUAAUGGUGGGAGAUCUGAAAUCUCUAAUAGGAGAGAAUGCAACAGAGUCACAAGUUGAAGAUAAAUUGGAUGAUAUCUGUAACCGGCUCGCAGCAGACAGGGAGACAUGUGUGUCUAUGGUUCACCAGUACCUCCCCCCACUGUUCGCCAAAAUCUCUGGAGGGAUUGAUCCAGAGUCUGCGUGUGUGGAGCUGAAGGUGUGCUCCACGUCGGACACCAGUAAUGGCACUCCAGUAAUGUUGGACAUUAACCACGUGAUCAGUAACGAUAUCCCAUUGGAGCCCGAGACAGAAUCCUUGACAGAGAAUGAAGUAGAUAACGUCAUCCCACAGUAUCCUCACCCGUACAGUGGCCGGAAGGGAAAGCCUGUGAAUAUCAAACAGAAGCUCGACAGCAAUGAAACAUGCCAGAUAUGUGAAUUCCUUAUCCAAGUCUUGGACGCUUCCAUAGCAACCAACCAAACCGAGGCUGCCAUCAAUAAGACCAUCCUACAAAUCUGUGCGGCUCUUCCUGCUGAGCUGUCUUCUUUUUGUAAGUCCAUUACUCCUGCCUUGAUCAACAUUUUGGACAAAGGUAUCGAUCCCGAGAAGGGUUGCGUCACUCUAAGACUCUGCCAAUCAACUGUCGGAAUAGUUAAUAUGAAAAGCAUGACCUGUGACAUGUGCCGGUCUUCCAUGAAGGAGGCGUUUGGAAAGGCUGGUGAGAAGGCAUGUUUUGAGAUCCGAGGUAUGUGUAAGUCUAAGAAAGCUGGAUCUAAUGCGCACAGAGUACCUGUGAUCUAUGAAGGAAUGGAGGAGGUUUCGGAAGGAAAGAUGGCCACCAUUCCUAACGAGGAAGACGAGCAUGUUGAGGCCAAUCCGCUGGAAUGUGAGCUGUGUAAAGUACUCGUGUAUGAACUGAACAAGGUUCUUAUAACCAACCAGACGGAUGAAGACAUCAAUGCCACAGUGUAUAAGAUAUGUGAUGAGGCACCAGACGCCCUGCACGGCAUCUGUUUUACCUACGCUCCACAAAUUGUCAACUUACUGGAGAAUGGUUUUGAUAGCGCGAUCAUCUGCAAAUUAGUCCGAGCUUGUAGUGCCGCAGUUUCAGUCCAGGAGGAAGAGGAACCUGAACAAAUUGAGGCCAAUCCACUGGAGUGUGAACUGUGUAAGAUGUUGGUAGAUGAACUAGACCAGGUCCUCGCCAACAAUAGGUCCGAAGCGGUCAUCAACAGCACCAUCUACCAGCUGUGUGGGGAGGUACCAGGGGCCAUGAAAAACUACUGUAUGACAUAUGCUCCAAGGAUCGUUCAGCUACUGGAGACUGGCUUUGACCCCUCAGCUGUCUGCACGCAACUGCGAGCUUGUAGUGCCGCAGUUUCAGUCCAGGAGGAAGAGGAACCUGAACAAAUUGAGGCCAAUCCACUGGAGUGUGAACUGUGUAAGAUGUUGGUAGAUGAACUAGACCAGGUCCUCGCCAACAAUAGGUCCGAAGCGGUUAUCAACAGCACCAUCUACCAGCUGUGUGGGGAGGUACCAGGGGCCAUGAAAAACUACUGUAUGACAUAUGCUCCAAGGAUCGUUCAGCUACUGGAGACUGGCUUUGACCCCUCAGCUGUCUGCACGCAACUGCGAGCUUGUAGUGCCGCAGUUUCAGUCCAGGGGGAAGAGGAACCUGAACAAAUUGAGGCCAAUCCACUGGAGUGUGAACUGUGUAAGAUGUUGGUAGAUGAACUAGACCAGGUCCUCGCCAACAAUAGGUCCGAAGCGGUCAUCAACAGCACCAUCUACCAGCUGUGUGGGGAGGUACCAGGGGCCAUGAAAAACUACUGUAUGACAUAUGCUCCACGGAUCGUUCAGCUACUGGAGACUGGCUUUGACCCCUCAGCUGUCUGCACGCAGCUGCGAGCUUGCAGUGGAGCAGUCAAUGCCCCUGUUGAGGAAGAGGGUGUGGAACCUGCUGUAACCAACGAGAAGGAGGAGAAAGAAGGUUUGGAGGACAUUAUAAAGGAUCUACUUCCAAAUGAAGUCACUAAUCUAGAGGAUGCCAAGUGUGACAUCUGUAAGGCUAUCAUCGCGAUUAUAGACAGAUAUUUGGAUAGUAACCAGACCAAGGAUGCCAUCAACGACACAGUGUACGGAUUGUGUUCAAAUCUGCCCGGAGAUUUCCAACAAUUGUGUGACAAUGUUGCACCCCAAGUGGUAUUAGCAGUUGAAUCAGGGCUUGAUCCUUCUAGUGCAUGUACCUUCGUCAAACUCUGUACUGGAGACAGCUUUGAAGUUUUGAGUGAAGAAAUUGAAGACAAGGUCAAAGAUGUGUCAGAGGAUCUAGAAGACGGGGAUACUAAAUGUGAGCUGUGUAAGUUGGUAAUUAACCUGGUGGAUCAGUAUAUCGGCCGUAACACCUCUGAGGAGGGACUCAACGAUACCGUGUAUAAAUUGUGUGGGCUGCUUCCAGGGGACGUCAAGUCAACAUGUGACUUCCUCGCACCUGACCUCGUAAAGGCAAUGGACAGCGGAUUCGAUCCAACAAGGGCGUGCAGUGUCAUCAAUUUCUGUGCUAAUGUGACCAUGGUAGAAAUGUAUGACGAGGAAACAGAACAAGAAGAACCGGAAGAAGAAAUGCCACAACAGAGAAUGCCACCGCUGACGGGCUACGAGGGAAUCAGGGCGGAGAUAGAAAAAACUAUCAUGAAGAAUGUCGAAGGUUUUGGGGAUGACAAGUGUGAUAUUUGUCAGUUCGUUAUCACACUCUUCGACAAGUACAUGGAAAAAAACACGUCCCAAGUCGCUAUCAACAAUACUGUAUAUGAACUUUGUGGAUUCCUACCAGGAGAUAUUAAAACUACGUGUAACCUUUUCGCGCCACAGCUGGUAAAGGCAAUGGACAGUGGGUUUGAUCCUGAGAGAGGAUGCGAGGCUGUCAGGCUAUGUACAAAUGGUACAAGUUUAGUCAUAAUGGAACCUGGACUGGCAAUCGUGGAUCCAAUUGUUGAGCCCGUAAUUCAGGAGGAAGAGCCAAUGGAAGACGUAGAAGCAAUUAUUGAAGAGGCUGAGCCAAGAAGUGAAGAAGCUGAGCCAAUUGAGGAUAUAGAGGAGGAACCAGAAGUAGAAGAAGAAGAACCAAGAGGUGAAGAGGUAGAUGAGGAGCCGAGAAGUGAGGAGGUAGAGGAGGAGCCAAGAAGUGAGGAGAUAGAGGAGGAGCAAAGAGUUGAAGAAGAAGAGCCGAGAGGUGAGGAGACAGAGCAAAGAUAUGAGGAGGUAGAGCCGAGAGGUGAGGAGACAGAGCAAAGAUAUGAGGAGGUAGAGCCGAGAGGUGAGGAGACAGAGCUAAGAUAUGAGGAGGUAGAGCCGAGAGGUGAGGAGGUGGAAGCGAUAGGCGAGGACGUUGAACCAAUUGUUGGGGAGGAGACCAGAGAGACAGGAAUACUUCCCGAGGAGGAGCAAACCCUUCAGCUGGAGGAAGAGAGAAGACCUGUAGAGUUUAAGGAAAAUUACAAUAUCGAGGAACCAGAAAAUGUGAAUGCUGAUGCUCGCUGUGAACUUUGUGAACUGAUGAUCGGUAUACUGGACCGUUAUAUAAAUAUGAACUCCACACAUGAGAAACUUAACCAAACAGUGUUUAGCCUCUGUACUGUCCUGCCGGCACAACUGAAGAGCACUUGUCUUUUAAUCGCGCCCAAACUCACUAACACAAUAGAAGCAGGAUUAGAUCCAGAAACAACAUGUACAGUAGCCAACUUCUGUGUGAAUGGCACUGAGAUCGAGUUCCCAGUCCAUGUACCGGGCCUAACUUGUGAAGCCUGUCACAGUAUUGUAGAACUAGUCAACACUGAAAGAUAUGAUUUGGAGAGUGCUGACAUCAUUUGUGCUUCGACGUGCUCUCGCAGACAUCGACGAUCAGUGUCCGAAUCGUCAUCCCCCUCCCGUGUACAGGAAAGGACCUCCGUUGUAAGGAAGGAGGUGUUACGAGGAGACCCAGUAUGGGCCUGUGAUGUUUGUGAAUUCAUCGUAAAAGCAGUGAAUGUGUAUUUGACUGACAACAAGACGAUGGAGGAGGUCACAGAUCACCUGAUGACUCUGUGUAGCUACUUUCCAGACCCUUACGCUCAAACGUGCAAGAAUUCGGUAACCGUGGUCGUGGAGGAGUUUGACAGCGGCAUCGAUGUGACGGAAUUGUGUAAUAUUGAUAACGGAAACAAAUGUGGAAAAGCUUCCCAGGACAUAGAGCUGUUAUUUGAUACUCUGGGUAAACCCGAGGAUUGGGAGUGUAAUAUAUGUAAGCACGCACUAUCCACCAUGAACGGACUGUUGGACCAAGAUUAUGAGCAAAUCAAAAUGUACAUGGGCGGUGUCUGUGAGAGGCUGUCUGUUCCACACAACCAACAGUGCCAUGUAUUCAUCCAGAUGCAAAGCGAGCAGGUGUUCAACAGGAUCAUUGAAAAACUUCUCAGUCCUACCCAGGUUUGUCAGCUGGCCGGAGUUUGCUCGGUUAAACCACAGAUCCACCCUGGCAUGUCUAAGACUAAUCCCAACUCGACUACUCGCUAGAUUUAUCAUCCAGAGUGUGCACCAACAUCUUCUAUAUCACAAAAACAUAUCACAAGCUGAGACGCCAUGUCGUGAAGGCCUCACAAACACAACAGGAAUAUCGAGAAUUAGAUAACUGAUUGAUAGAUGAUGAGGAUAGCUGACAACAGGAAUAUCGAGAAUUAGAUAACUGGUUGAUAGCUUAUGAGAAUAUCUGACAACUAUAGCUAUAGAUUUGAUUCAAGACACAAUUACAUACAUAUUAAUAAAUGACUGUCAUGAAAUAAUCAUGUCACUUGUACUAAUGCAAAGAACUUGACAACCGAAAUCUAAAUAUUCUGACUCGCAGCACCUGUUCUGCCGAGUUCCUUACGUGAGGUGCCAAUUAUUUAUCACCUCACUAUUGAUGUCUAUUUACGAGUUAUAUAAUGGAUGAUAAAUAGUUGGCUGUAUGAUAACCUAGUAUACCUAUAUUUGUACCAGUACUGAUUUUUAUAUUUAAAACCGAUUUUCAAAAUCAUAAAUGUGAUCUUUGUGUCAAUUUCUUAUGUUGUUAGCUUGAUUAUCAGUACAUGUUUCGAAUUACAUUAAAUAUGAAUUAGUUUCCUGUUAGUAUAUACCAUUAUAAACUUUAGUGUAAAAAGAUACAUGUCAGUACCUCAAUAAGGACUGACAAUUCAGUGCCAGUUAUGAGAUUUUGAAACAAACAUAUCGUUAUACACUAUCAAUACAUUUCAACAUUCACAGUAACUUAUGAUUAUUUUGUGAUCAUUCUGCAAAAUUAUGUUGUUUUUCCAUUAAAAAUGAAUUCAUAAUGAA